Molecule: messenger RNA, 870 nt
Organism: Ilex paraguariensis (yerba mate)
Lineage: Eukaryota; Viridiplantae; Streptophyta; Magnoliopsida; Aquifoliales; Aquifoliaceae
Source: the annotation of a GenBank genome assembly
AUGACCAUCACCAUAGCCAUACUAUCUGAGUACAUCGUGGCUUCAAUAAAGGCUGCAUCAGAUUCUUGGGGCAUUUCUGUGAGCUUUAUCAGCAUUGUUUUGCUACCCAUUGUCGGGAAUGCAGCAGAACAUGCCGGAGCAACCAUAUUUGCUUUCAAGAACAAGUUGGAUAUCUCUUUGGGUGUUGCUUUAGGAUCCGGAUCUCAAAUAUCCAUGUUUGUGAUUCCUUUCUCUGUGGUAGUUGCAUGGAUAAUGGGCAUCCCUAUGGACCUGGAUUUCAGUCUCCUUGAAACUGGUUGUGUUUUUUUUGCAGUUAUCAUCACAGCCUUCACCUUGCAGGAUGGAACUUCACACUACAUGAAAGGAGUGGUUCUUUGUCUAUCCUACACUGUUAUUGCAGCAUGUUUUUUUGUCCAGAAAUUCCCCCCAAGUAAGUGCAUAUCAAACAACUGUCCCCAACUUAGGAGUCCAUUCACCAUCUGGAACUUUGGCCGGUUAAUCGGCGUCAACCUUGAAGAUAUGAGCUAUGUUGGUGCAUCAUCAACAAGUUCCACAAGUAAUUUAUUUGUUGAUUCAAUGGAUUUUCCAUUUUCAAAGCACUGGGAAUAUUUGCGCCUUCUGGUGACAGAAAGCUCAAAGGAUUUGGUGGCUUUGAAGAAGAAAGUUAAUGUUCUGUGCAUAGCUCGUGUUUUUCUUAAUAAGCAUUUGUUUCUCAGUUUUGACAAAAGUGGUGGCAAAUGGCAUCUGGAGUUCUGGACGCAAUCCGUUGAUGCAGAGAAGAAUGCCAUUAAAUCAUUUGCUGCUGCAAUAAUAAUCAUGAAUAAAACCUCGCACGUUUUCAUUGGUCAAAAUAAACACUUGUUCAUUUAA